UUGAGGUUUUAUGGUUGAACAAUGCAGCCAGAGAUACCGUUUCUUCCUGUUUUUGCCUCAAUGAAGCGGCUUGCACGCUACAACCUAGGAUCUGUGGCUCUUGGUUCACUCAUUGUCUCUUUUGUUGAGUCUGUUCGGUUCAUUCUCGAAGCAAUUCGUCGUAGAACAAAAGUAAGCGGGACCACACCUGAUCACUGGUUUUGGAGAAUGGCUCAUUACACUUCACGUGGUUGUCUCAAAAGCGUGGAGUGGACCAUCAAAUCGGUUAACCGUAAUGCCUACAUAAUGAUUGCUAUAACAGGGAAAAGCUUCUGCAAAUCGUCUGCAAUAGCGACAGAGCUGAUCAUAAGCAACAUUCUGAGGAUAGGGAAAGUUAAUGUGAUAGGAGAUGUAAUACUGUUUCUAGGAAAGCUUUGUGUGAGUCUCUUCAGUGCUCUCUUUGGCUUCUUGAUGUUGGAUUCGCACAGAUAUCGGUCUUCUCACAACAAAGUCUCAUCCCCGCUAUUACCUGUUUUGGCAUGUUGGGCAUUGGGGUAUAUUGUGGCAACACUUUUCUUUGCGGUGGUUGAGAUGUCGAUAGACACAAUCAUUCUCUCCUUCUGUCAAGACUCAGAGGAGAAUCAAGGGAAUGCUCAGCACGCGCCACCACUUCUGCUUGAAACUUUAGAUAGCAAUCAGGAGGAAGAGGUUCAGAGACUUACCCACUGAUAGAUCCAUAUACGUACUGUAUAAGUUUUGUUUCUUCUUUGGUUGGCCGGUUUAUAUGGUUUUUUAAAAAUAGAAUAUUUUCUCUCUAAAACAUUCUAAGCAGAUUGUAAUGUCAGAUGGCUUGAUCAUCUUCGAUUCUGAAACCAAAAAUCAUAUUUCCGUAAAAUGCAUCUUUGUUUGGUUA
Messenger RNA from Arabidopsis lyrata subsp. lyrata, 892 nucleotides. Its product is annotated as choline transporter-like protein 2. Lineage: Eukaryota; Viridiplantae; Streptophyta; Magnoliopsida; Brassicales; Brassicaceae. The record is from RefSeq and is a predicted model, not a curated record. The transcript has 3 exons. Gene Ontology annotation, molecular function: transmembrane transporter activity. Gene Ontology annotation, cellular component: membrane. Bases 22 to 708 code for a protein of 228 amino acids. Gene Ontology annotation, biological process: transmembrane transport.